Messenger RNA from Cotesia glomerata, 1023 nucleotides. RefSeq names its product basic salivary proline-rich protein 3-like. The transcript is spliced from 3 exons. The record is from RefSeq and is a predicted model, not a curated record. The coding region runs from base 373 to 1023 and encodes 216 amino acids. Lineage: Eukaryota; Metazoa; Arthropoda; Insecta; Hymenoptera; Braconidae.
ACCUAUACAUAUAUAUAUAUAUAAUAUUUAAGUGAGUAUUGUUUGGUGACUUGUCUGACUCUGAAGUAACAGUCGAGUAAUUGUUGUGAGGUUUCAGACUCGCGGUUCUUGUUUGCUGUUUGACGUGCUGUGCUUAUUGUAAGACCUGACCACUCACCAAGACAUUGGGAGAAAUUUUCAAGGAUUAUAAUUGUAAAUAUCAAUAAAAAUAACAAAGUUAAUUUGUUAUAUUAAAAAAUAGUGACAAUAAAGUUGUAAAAUAGAGGUGACUAGUAUACAAAAUUGAAAACUAUAACAAAAAAAUAUAGUGAUAAUUAUUGUAAUUAGUGUGAUAAAAAUCCUCGGAGUAAUGGAUUGACAUCGCUUUAACCAAUGAUGAAGGCAAAUGGUACCAAUAAUGGUUGUAGCCGUUUGAGUACACCAUUAGCAGCUACAACCACACUGGAGGACCCAGGAACACCAGCUUCGUGGAAGGGCCCGCCAGCAGGCUCUGAGGCGUCCCCCUACACUCCGAACUCGGUAAAUCAGAGCGGUCCAAGCUACAACACUUCGGGCCCCGGAGGAAACCCUGGAGGAUUUCAGGGUCCGAGUCCUUUCCCCGGUGGCGCUGGCAGCCCUGCCGGUGGGCCUGGGUACCAAGGCCCUCCACCAGGUUCCGGAACUCCUCAGUACACGGCCUCACCAGCACCAAGUGGCUCUUCCACGCCGGGGCCUGGUCCGCAGUCGAACCCGGGAUUUCCUCCACCACAAAACAACUCUGGGCCUUACAAUGGACCUGGACCCAGUCCGUUCGGCUCGCCUUCGGGUCCACCUCAAUUCGUCGGGAGACCUGGCUCUUCUGGGCCUCCGUUUGUUCCGCCAGGAGGUAACCCUCACUUUCCUUCACCUGGACAGUUCUCGGGACCGCAGUACGGAAUGCCACCUGGGAGCCCUUUUGGGCCAGGACAUCCCAUGGGACCUAUGGGACCUGGACACCCGAUGAUGGGCCCAGGUGGUCCUGUCGAUCGUAUGGAUCAAGGGUAA